Molecule: messenger RNA, 3784 nt
Organism: Porites evermanni
Lineage: Eukaryota; Metazoa; Cnidaria; Anthozoa; Scleractinia; Poritidae
Source: the annotation of a GenBank genome assembly
AUGGCGGCUCGCAUACUUUCUCGGUUGAAUUGGGUUUCAAGGCGUUUUUAUGCUGCUACUGCGGAUUCAUCAAAAAUGACUUUAGCAGAGAAGGAAGCAGCAGAGUCCAAACAUGCUGAAUGUAAGUUUAAAAUGUGUUAAUAAGAGCGAAAUAUAUCGCAAAAGCGAUAUUGUUGUCUGAUAUUUGGUCGACCUAUUAAUCAUACGACAAUUUUAUAAACAGGAUUAAAAGUCUUGGAAACUCUCCCUUCUUUCCUUCCAACUCGAUUUUUAAAGACGUGUUUGAAUAGGUCUCUUUUUAAUAAGAACUAGCGUGUACCAUACCAAAAGUCAUUUCAACUAACCGAAAGAAAAUUUUAAUGAGGAGGAUUGAUUUCAGUUCUUCAGUAAUUUGAAUUCCCCCAAAAAACUUCACUCACCCCACGGGCAAGUUAAGAACAGACUUGACUAGCCCAAUAGCAAAAUCCACUAACCCUGGCCACUACUUUCUUUGUAUGCUGAGUUUGUCUUCUUUUUUAAUAAUUUAGCAACCAUGAAGACAUGGAAGAACAUUUCAAUUUUUGUGGCUGUGCCAGCAAUUUUGAUCUGUGCUUACAAUGCCUGGGUGAAGGAAAAGGAGCAUCAUACCCAUCCUAGGCCAGAGUUUCUUGAGUAUCCCCAUCUAAGGAUUCGUAACAAGGUAAAUUAAAUGAAAAAAAAAUGAUCCAAAUUGCUGUGCUUUUCAAUAACAUGCGAACUCUGAAGUUCAAAUGCCAACUAAUGUUUUCGUUCUUCAUUGCCAUCAUUCAUCUUAGCGGACCCCUCAAGAAACAGAAAUUUACUUUCAUUGAUUUCAAAAGUUUAUGGCGUGUGAUUUGUUAUUGGUGGAUUUUGAUCCAUUUUGUGUGGUUCUGAAUCUCGGUACCAUUACUUGUGAUGGUAAUUAAAUUUCAGAGUUUGCAUGUUAUUGAAAAGCACAGUAAUGGUUAUUUAUUAACUAUACACCAAUCCCAGCUAAGGCCAGGCCCUAAAUUUCAAUCUGACAUCAAAGUUAAUGAUAGACAAAAUCUUUAAGAUUGCACAGAGUAGGAAGGGAGUGUUUUUUUCUGUAUUACAUUAAUUUCAUUCUUCACAUGAUACAUUAACAGCAACUUUUUGUUCAUUGCUUUGCAACUUAGUCCCAAAUGAUACUCAAAAUACCUGUAAUAAAGCAGCUCUUACAGUAGUUUUAAUGACACAUUUCCCCCCGUUUUUUUUCAGUAAACAGAGUUCAAAAUAUAGACACAAGUAAUCCCACCAUCUUGUCUUGAAUUUGUACUGAAGAAAUUUACAGGAAUGAUACUUUUACUUUCAAAGAUGUUGAAACACACAACAUAUUUCUCUUUGUCUGAGAUUUGAAUAAAUUAUGACCAGGCUUGUAAGUACCUAAGUUGACUAAUAUUCUGAGACAUAAACCCUUUACAAUAAUUAAAAAAAUCGUCAUAUUCUUCUUAUUAUUUGGGAAUGACUUCAAUUAAUAGGAAUGGAUUGCAUUUCAUGUUAAAAUUGAAUACUUGAAAUUGCGCCUGGUCGCUAGGGGUGCUUCCGAUUUACUCACAGACGACUAAAAUUAAAAGCAAGUAGUCCACACAAGCGUCUAAAACUUAUGCUUCUUAUGACAAUAGCUUCUAUGCCAACUUCAAAUGAACAAACAACAAAAUUCCCUGCUCAUUCUGCACUUUUGAAACAAAAACUUAAAGCGUGUGGUGGUCGACCGUGGACAAAAAUAAUUCUGCAAGUAAAAUUAAACAAACAAGCACUUGUCUUGAAAUUGGCACCAGUGACCUCCACUCCCAGGGCUUCUGCUGCAGUACAGUUGAAGUUUCUUGUCUCAAAAAGAUCUCAAAUGAAUUUUGUAGUCUCAGAAAAACUUUUGGUAUCCCAAAAAAGCUUUUAGUUGGUCCUUUUUUAUUGCUUAAGAACUUUAACUUCACUUUGCUUAAAUAUUGUACAUGUAAGCAUUGUUGAUUGGUGUGAAUGGUUGAUUCAUGCCUCUUGAAACUCAAACAAAUCAAGUUUCAAGAUGCAUGAAUCGAGUUUCGAGGAUCUGCUUACUUACAGCAAAGGAGAUACAGAUACUGUCGAUAAGGUCAUCCUUGUUAACGAGGUUUAGGAACCAUGGCUCCAGAUCUUUUCUUGAAAUACAAUUGAGGUUCAGGAAAAGAUUGGCCCCUGAAUGUUUGCUGAACUUUAACUAUGCCACUAUUUAUGCCCUAAUGAAUUUGAAGUUUAUCAAUCAAUGGGUUUCUAGAAAUGUGGCUGGGGCUCCUAACUUUUUACUUUGACUUUAUUUUUUCUUAUGCAGUAGCCUUGACCGGAAUCUUCUAACCAUAGCCUCUUUUGGAGUAAAGAAUGUUGACUGAGUCAUUUAAUAACAUCAAUCAAAAUUUCACCAGAGAAAUAUGCCACUAUUGUCUUCUGUUGCUUCCAGUCACUUGCCUGUAACAGGAAAACUUUCUUUUCAUUUUUUGAGGAAUUUUUCUCUGCAGAGUUAAGUCACCUGCAUUUUAAGAAUCAUCUUUUUGAGUAUUGUAAAUUCAGAGCUUCUUUAUACCAAAAAGCACUUUUUUUAUCACAACUGAAUGAUUUCUUGUGCACUGUAAGGUCAAGAGCUAUGUUUGAUAAGAGUACAGACCCUGGAAAUGACUGGAUGGUGGCACAAUUUGGUUUUCUCUUUCUUGCACACCCAAUUUUCCAAGAAACUUCAACGGAAAUGGGCAUCAAAAUAAUUUUGAUGCCCAUAAUAAUUUUAUUAUCAAUGUUAUUGUAAAAACAAAUUGAGAGCAUGGUCUGUUCUCUUAUGGACCAUAGAAAUGAGGUCAAAAUUUUGGUUUUACUUUGCAGUAAAACUACUUGCCAUUAUAGUCAUUUCAAUGGUCGGUAAGAGUACAGACCAUGGAAAAUUGUUAUCGAUUUGGUAAAGUGGUGAAUUUUUGUGGGGCAAACAAAAAAUAAUUGUUAAGUGAGAUGUGUUGAUCAGCCAACUGUCACCUGUUGUGCACAUUCAUGAACAUUCCAAUCAUGACAAUAACAAACCAAACAGCACUCCUCAUUUGGAAAAAGGCUAUUGUUGAAUUCAUUACUAUUAUUAUUUAGAACAAAAAAAGAAAUGUUGAGGGCAAUAAUUCCUUUCCUUAUAAUAAUAAUAUUGAUAAAAGUCUUUCCUAAAUAAUGAGUGGAACCCCAGGAGGGGGGUACUCAGGAUUUCAAGUGACGGGGAUGAUCGAAUGGAGCCAAAAGUCAAGACCCAAAAAAACCCCUAGGGCUUCCAGCAAAACCCCAAAAAAUCUUUGGACCAAAAAUUAACCCCCAAAACAUCCCAUGCCGAUUUUGUGGCCCUUAUAACUUCCAGGAAGGGGUAAUACUAAAACACAAAGAAAAACAUUGGAAAUUGAACACUCAUGUUUGUUUAUUCAUCAUACCAUCUGAAUAUAUCCUUUCCCUCAUCUGAUUCUUUUUAAUACCCCCAAAAAAUCCCUACUCAAAUCAAACUACCCAAGCCAAAUUUUCGUACCCAAAAAAAUCCCGCAAUCAAAAAUUUCAAACCCCAAAAAAUCCUUUGAUCAUCCCCGUCACUUGAAAUCCCGAGUACUCGCCCUGGGAGUGGAACAUGCUAGGUGUUUGGACUGUAACACAGUUGUGACUUGUAUACUGUAUUUUGCAGGCAUUUCCAUGGGGUGAUGGAAAUCACAGCUUGUUCCAUAAUCCACACGCCAAUGCUUUACCUACAGGUUAUGAAGAUGGCAAUGAAGGUCAUGAACACUGA